CUAUCAACUAAAUUAUUUUUGUUUUUUAAUAUUUAAAUCAUUGUAAAAAUGAUAUACUUUUUAUUAUUUUGUUCUAUUUUAUAGGCUUAAAAUUAAGUAUGUUUAUAAUUUAAUCAUAAUUUUAUUUGCUAAAAGAAUAACUAAAGCUUACCUAAUAUCAUUUUUAAGAAUAUAUUUUUUAAUUAUUUAUUUAAUGGCAAAUAAGCGACUAUUAUUUUUAUAUUUUUGCAUUUGAGAUUUCUUUAGUAAGAAAAAGCAAAAUUGCUUUAAUAAUCACUAAAACUGCUACAACAUAAUAUUUAUUUAAUUAUAGCAUAUUUAUAAAGAUUUAAUUUUUCAACUAUGGGCGAUACAACUCCUUAGCAGGAUUAAAACAAAGAUUCAAAUGCAAAAAAUAAUUUGAAACACUCAUUGCAUAAUAUGUAAAAAUACGAAUUAGAUGACACACCUCUUUUGAUACAUGAUUUGAAUAAACAGUGGGCAUUUAAUUAACAGCCAAAUAUGGCAGUUUAAGGUGGUUAUAUAGAUUCAAAUCAGGCAAUUAGAACAGAUGAUGGAAUAAAGUAUGAUGUAAAUAUAGAAGGUAUUACAGAAGAGGAAUUAGAUGACUGGAUUGCCUAAAGUGCCAACCGUCCUAUUUCAAGUUACUUAGACCCUUACAAAAAAUUUUCUGCCCCAGCUUCUUUACUCAGUUAAUUAAAAAGAAGAUAUAGGUAAAAAGUUAAAAAUGGGGAUCCUAACUGUAAAAGAUUAUACUUUUCUUCGUAGGAUGAAAAAAUAUCUUAAAAUAGACUUUAUUCUCUAUAAAACUAAUCUUAAGUCCAAGGGUUAUCUUCUGAUUUAAAGCAAAAUGAUUUAAACCUAACAUUUAAUUACAAUAAUUUAAGUCCAAAAAAAAUAUCAGGAACAUCUAUAAGAGUAAGAGAAAAAAAAAUAGGUAAUUUAACUCCAUUAAAUAAUGCUAAUAAUAAUAUUAGCAAUAAUUUAAGCUCAUUUCAAAAUCCUUAUGGUGAACCUCAUGAUAAUUUGCAUAACUAUAGUGCAAAGAUAAACUCUUAUUUGAAUGCAGGUAAUGUAGAGAAGUAUGGAACACCAAAUACUUAUUUGAAAUAAAAGCAACACACUUAAAUAAGCAGUAGCGCUAACAAAAGAUAUGAAAGUGAAUCAAAGUAACAUAAUAUGGAUAUAAAUGAAUCUUCUUAAAUGCAUAUGUAUGAUCCAGAUAAAGAUAUAAAUUUCAACAAAUAUGAUAAAAAGUAAAUUUAAGUUAUAAAAGACUUACAAAAUAGAUUCAGGUAUCAUGGAUCUGUUAAUUCUUCAUUAAGACCUUCUUUUAAAUCUAAUGCAAAUCGCCACUAGCAAAUUUUCAUGAAUAAUAAUCUUUUAUAAUUGAGAGGUUAAUCAGCAUAGGCUUAUAAUCGCUCCAAUUUAUACACAUAAGUUUAAAGUCCCUAAAAAAUGAGCUUAAAUAAUAGUAGACCCUCAAGUGUUAUGAAAAGGCACUUUAAUUUGUCGCUUAAUAAAACACAUGAAGGUAAUUCAAUAUAAAGAUACUAAAGUUUUAGCAGAGAAUACGAAUAAAAUUAAGAAAAUAAUCAUAUGUUUAAUAAUUUGAAGUAAAAAUCAGCAGCUUCUCCUAAUUAGUAAAAUUAUUUUGAAAGCAAUCUAAAUAAGCCUAAUCCCUUUACUACUGGAAAAGAAUAGUUCAAGAACUCUUAUAUACAAAUAUGUGGGUAAAAGAAUAUAACUACCAAUCCAUUUGAAAUAAAUCUUUAAUUUGCAUAAAAUUAGAAUAAUCAAAGAAUUGGUUAAGAUAAUGCCCAAAAUCCUUUUACAAUUUAACAACAAAACCAAAACGACAAUAACUAAAAUAAGGAUUAAAUUACAUAAAAGAUUCCUUCUUUUAGACAAAAUUUAAAUAAAAAAAAUGUAAAAGAAGAGUCAGUUGAUAAGGAUGUCAUAAAAAAAGUUAUAGAAAAGGUAGAAAAGCUUCUAGCUGAAAAAGAAGAGAAACUUCCAAGCGAGAUAGAAUAAAAAAAUAAUGGAAAUGAUAGGUUAGCUCUUUAAAAUGACAAGUAAGAUGAUUCCAGCUGCUUUGAAUAAAAUUUUAAUUAGCACUUGAAUGAGAUCUUAGAAAUAAGCAAAUCUAAAAGCUAGCAGGAUAGUGCUCAAGCUUCUUUUCUAAAAGGAGUAGGUAGAAUGAAAAAGAAUAAAGACAGAAGCGCCAUAACAGCUUUCAAGCAAGCCUUGAAUUUUGACAAGGCUCAUUUUCCAACAAUUUAUAACUUAGCAUGCAUUUACGAAAGAAAUAAAAAAUUCAAAUGUGCAGAAAGCUGGUUAGAAAUAGCAAAUAUGUUUAAAAAAAAUAAAAAUGAUAUUAAUUAUGGUUUUGCAAUCAUUUAUUACAAAACUUAGAGAUUUGAAGAAGCCUACAAGAAAAUAGAUUCUCUGAUUGAAGAAUUAGCGAAGAAUUUAGAGGAAGAAGAAAGCAUUCCUCAAACCCACUUAUACUUAAGAUCAUUAUGUGGUAAGAAACUAGGAUAAAAGGCUUUUGACAAUAUUAAAUAGGAAGAUAAGCUGGCUAAAUCUAUUGUUAGCCUAGAGGAUAAGAAUACUUCCCCACAAAAACAAACAAAUAAAAAGAAGGAUAUUUUUUCAAGUUAAGUUAAUAGAGAUUAAAAAUCUCCUGAAAAAUAAAAUGAUAAAGCUCAACUGGCAAUAGAAGAUGAUAAAUAGCAAAAGAGAGAAUUAUAAAUUUAAAUAUAACCUUCUUUCUAAUAAUACUACAAAAGAGCAUCAGAAGAUUACAAAGCAUUUAUUAAGUAUACUUGCCCAAAAAAUUUUAUGCUCUUAAAACACUUUAUGUUUGCAGUUGUUUUUAAGAAAGUUCGAAAAAUGGAAAUUAAAUUUCCUCCUCAUAUUUUUUGUGAGUUUUUCUCUUUAGUUAAAUAAAUUUUGGCUGCUGAAACUUAUGAGCCUGCACUUGAACCAAUUAUUAAAAAUGAACAAUCAGCCAUUUAAAAUGGAUGGGCUCCACCCAUUCAUAUUGGAAAAGUACCUUCUGGAUUUGAAAAAGAUAAAAGAGUUGCAACAUAUCCUCCUUUGAUUCAACCAGGAGUAGGACUAAAGUUAUAAUUACUCGAGCGUAGAAAAGAUGAAUUGGUUAAAAAACUAUCUGAACUAUCUUUUUUUAAAAGAUUCCCUAGUCAAACUAUUGUUAAUUUCCUUCCAUAAUUUGAGUUACGCUAUAUAGAAAAAUCAGAGCUAUUAUUUGCAUAAAAGGGAGAGGUUUAUAUCAUAACAGGUGGUCACCUUACAGUUUUCGAUCACUCUAAAUAGUUUAAUGAGCCAGACAUUGUCGCUUACUACUCAGAAGGAGAUAUAAUAGGCUGUAACGAUAAGGAUAAUAAAAUAAGCUUUCAUCCAGAUAUUUGGUUUUUGAGUUUAACUCGUGUAGAGUACGUAGCAAUAAAUGAAAGCGAUUUUAUAGAUCUUUGGAACCUGUAAAAUGAUAUCCAUCACAAGUAGAUUCUCAAUUUUAUAAAGUAAAUAGAUAUAUUUGAGAGAGUUUCUUAGCUUACUUUAUAUAGGCUAGCAUUUGAGUUAUUAAAAGAAAAGAUAUUUUAAAACAAAGACAUAGUUUUUAACGACGGAGAAUCUGUUCAUAAAUAUCACUAUAUAGAGUUAUUUAAAGAGGACCCAAAAGCUUUAAAAAAUUUAAAAAAUAGAAUUUUUAACAAAAUAGAUAUUUUACCUCACACUUAACUCUAAAUUUAAGGAUUUUUCUUGGUUUAGGAAGGUAAUUUAGAAUUAAAAGCAUACAAUGACUGGUAGCAUUACGUGUUACGUCCAUAUAACUUUGUAGGAGAAAACCUACUUUUCCCUUCUCUAAGCAUAUCUAGGUUUGGCUAAAUAGUUUGUUCUUCUUAGUCUGCAAAAUGUUUGUUCCUAAGUCGUUAUGAUUUCCAUAAAAUUUGCUCUAUAGAUAAAGAGGUGAUGAAAUCAAACGUAUAAAAGAGUGAUUAUUUUGCUAACUGUUAAAGAAUUUUGUACAAAUAUUAUAAACAUCAUAAAAUAGAAGAUUUUGAUUAAAAUAGCAUAAGUGGUUAAAUCAGUAAUAGUAUUAACACCAAUAAUAACAAUAAUCUUGCAAAUGCAAAUAAUUUCUAAAUUUGAUAGUAAAAAUUCAUUUUUUAUAAAUCUUUAAUAUGAAAUAAAUAGAGAAACUAAUUUUAUAAUACCUGCUUUAAAAAAUUUUGAAAUAUUUCUAAAUAUUCAAUUUUAAUAAAUUGAUGAAUCAAAAUAAGAAAAUAAGCAUAUCAUUUUUGGAGAAAAAAUUAUUCUUUGUUUUAUCUUAAUUUAUUAUAAAUAGUAAAUCUUCCUUAAUUAAGACCUAAUUAAUAGAAAAUUUUUUUUUUUUGAUAUUAUUUUCUCUCUAAAAUUUUUAGUAAAUUUAUUUUUCUAUGAGUGUUAAUAUAUAAGAAACAAUGUAAUAAAAUGACUUAAAUAGCAAAA
This is a messenger RNA of Tetrahymena thermophila SB210, 4515 nucleotides long. RefSeq lists its product as hypothetical. Gene Ontology annotation, molecular function: protein binding. NCBI's taxonomy places the organism in Eukaryota, Ciliophora, Oligohymenophorea, Hymenostomatida, Tetrahymenidae. The record is from RefSeq and is a predicted model, not a curated record. The transcript has 2 exons.